CCAGUUCAUCCCAUCCCUACAAGCGGGGCGCUGCAGUAGUACACGAACAGAGCGUGCGCAAGAAAGCGCCGUUUGCUGGUUUAGACUGGGAGCUGGUGGGAGAGAGCACCAGAGACACGCCGCUUGGAAGGGGGUCUCGCGCCGCGGAGCCGGAAAGCAUCCGAUUCUAUUCACCUGGUGGGGAAAAAUCAGCAUCCCUCGCUGUCUCUGUGAUAGCACUGGGAUCAGAUCUUCUCACUCAGGACACUGAUGACAGCACAGAGCUUCCAGGAUUGAGAGCCAAUCAGAGAGGUCCCACAGAGACAGGACAACAGCAGGGGAGGACAGAGGACCCACACAGCUGUCAGAGGGGCGUGGUGGAUGUGCUGCAGGUUCGAGCAGCUGUCCUGACUGAGGAGAGGGUCGUUUCCGUGAGGAGGGUCGCCGUGGUAACGGUUCAGCCAUGAGCAGGACGAGGUCAUGUGAGCUGUGUGCGGGGGCGGUGCUCGUGCUGGUCCUGGGUCAUGUGAUCUCAGCGCUGGAGGUGCCUCUCGACCUACCGCAGCCACCCACUAUAACUUACCAGUCGCCGAAAGAUUACAUCAUCGACCCGCGAGAAAACAUCGUCAUCCACUGUGAGGCAAAAGGGAAGCCCCAUCCUAGCUUCUCCUGGACCAGAAACGGAACGCACUUCAACAUCGACAAGGUCCCCCGCGUCAGCAUGAAGGCGGAUUCGGGGACGCUGGUCAUCGACAUCAGCCGGGAGAGGGCGGAGGUGUUCGAGGGCGUGUACCAGUGCAUCGCCCGCAACGAGCACGGGACGGCCGUGUCCAACGGCAUCGUGAUCCGCCAGUCCCGCUCCCCCUUGUGGUCGAAAGAGAGAAAUGACCCGAUCGUCGUGCAGGAGGGCGUGUCCCUGGUGCUGCAGUGCAGGCCCCCUGCCGGCCUCCCUCCACCAAUCAUAUUCUGGAUGGACAACGACUUCCAGAGGCUUCCCCAGAGCAAGCGCGUGUCCCAGGCCCUGAACGGGGACCUGUACUUCUCCAACGUGCUGACGGAGGACACGCGCAACGACUACAUCUGCUACGCCCGCUUCCCCCACACGCAGACCAUCCAGCAGAAGCAGCCCAUCACCGUCAAGGUCCUCAACAUGGAUGCAAUCAAUGAGACAAUGGCAGCUUUAUUGAAUGACACUGGUUUUUUUGGUGACAGUCCGGUGGAGGAGAGGCAGCCAUCUUUCCUUCUCCCGACCGGGUCCCGGAGCGCUAAGAUGGUGCUGAGGGGAGAGGACCUGGACCUCGAGUGCAUCGCUGAAGGCCUUCCGACCCCGGAGAUCUCCUGGAGUCGGGAGGGCGGGGCGCUGCCGAGCGACAGGACGUCCUAUCACAGCUUCCAGAAGACCCUGAAGAUAGCGGAGGUGACAGAGGCGGAUGCCGGAGACUACCGCUGCACCGCCAGCAACCACCUGGACAACGUGCACCACAUCAUCUCCGUCACCGUGAAAGCGGCUCCGUACUGGAGAAGAGCCCCAAAGAACCUGAUCCUGUCGCCCCGGGAGACGGGCGCGCUCACCUGCGAGGCCGGGGGCACGCCCAAGCCCACCGUCACCUGGUCCAUGAACGGGGUGCCCAUCGAGAAUGCCCCCAAAGACCCCAGCAGGACCAUCGAGGAUGACACCGUCACCUUCUCCGACGUCCAGACGGGCUCCAGCGCCGUGUACCAGUGCAACGCGUCCAAUGUGUACGGCUACCUGCUGGCCAACGCCUUCCUCAACGUCCUCACUGAGCCCCCCAGGGUGCUGACGCCUCCCAACCAGGUGUACCAGGUGAUCCGGGACACGCCCGCCCUGCUGGACUGCGCCUCGUUCGGGUCGCCCAUCCCCAACGUCACAUGGAUUAGGGAUGACGACCACAUCUUCCUCUCCCGCGACCCGUACAUCCUGCACGAGAACGGGUCGUUAGAGAUCCAGGAGGCCCACUCCCCGCACAGCGGCCGGUACACCUGCCUGGCCACCAACCACCUGGGCAAGAAGACCAACCACGUCUACCUGGAGGUGAAAGAGCCCACCCGCAUUGUGAAGCAGGACAGGCGGAAGGUGGUGGAGAGGAACAGCGACGCGGUCUUCGAGUGCCGCGUGACCCACGACCCCUCCCUGGUCCCCACGGUUACCUGGCUGAAGGACAACGGAGAACUGCCCGACGAUGAGAGGUUUGUGGUGGACUCGGACAGCCUGACCAUCACAGACGUGACGGAGGAAGACGAGGGCUCCUACACCUGCAUCAUGAACACCACGCUGGACCAGGACUCCGCCACCGCCAUCCUCACCAUCGUCGAUGCCCCCCCAACUCCAGCUAUCGUCUACGAACGACCGGACCCGCCUGCGGACCUGGAGCUCACCGACCCACAGAGCCGGAGCGUCCAGCUCACCUGGACCCCGGGAGACGAGCACAACAGCCCCAUAGAGAGGUUCCUCAUCCAGUACGAGGACUCGCUCCACGAACCCGACGUGUGGCUGAACCUGACCGACGUCCCGGGCUCCAAGACCACGGCCCUGCUCAGUCUCUCCCCCUUCGCCCACUACUCCUUCAGGGUGCUGGCGCUGAACCACGUGGGCCCCAGCCGGCCGAGCGAGCCGUCCAGGCAGUACCGCACCGAGGGGGCAGCUCCCGAUGAAAACCCAUCUGGAGUGGAAGGCGUCGGAGCCGUGCACAACAAUAUGGUGAUAUCGUGGAAGCCGCUGUCAGGCCUGCAGGCUAACGGUCCCGACCUGCAGUACAAGGUCAUCUGGAGGCAGAAGGGCGUGGAGACGGACUGGUCGUCCGUGACGGUGUCCAACGUGUCCAAGUUCGUGGUUUCGGGGACACCCACCUUCGUCCCGUACGACAUCAAGGUCCAGGCGGUGAACAAGUUUGGCAGCGGACCGGAACCAGAGGUGUUCCUGGGCUACUCCGGAGAGGACUUCCCCACGGCCGCCCCCGGGAACAUCCAGGUGCAGAUCCUGAACACCUCUCUGGCGGAGGUGCAGUGGGACCCCGUUCCCCCGGAAACGCUGCGGGGACGCCUGCAGGGCUACAAGGUGACCUAUUGGAAGGAGCGGAGUCUGAACAAGCACCACCCCCACCCGGAGGAGCAGCAGGUGCUGUCGUUCAGCGGGAAUAAGACCCAGGGCAGGCUGCCUGGCCUGCGCCCCUACAGCCUCUACGUCCUGAACGUGCAGGCCUUCAGCGGCAGGGGCGGGGGCCCGCCCAGCACCGACGUCCAGCUCGAGACCCCCGAGGGAGUGCCCGGACUCCCAGCUCGCCUGAAGGUGACCAGCGUCAACCUGGACUCCAUUACCCUGGAGUGGGAGCCUCCUUAUGAGCACAACGGACCCCUGACUAGCUACACACUCAAAUACCAGCCCAUCAACAACACGAACCACCUGGGGCCCCUGGAGGAAGUGAGCGUGGAGCCUAACGAGACGACCGUCACCCUGCUGAACCUGAAGUACGCCACGCACUACAAGUUCUACCUCAACGCCAACACGGCGAAGGGCCCGGGGCCCGCGCGCACCGAUGAGGCCUUCACCAUCAUGGACGAGGCUCUAAUGGGACAGCCAACGGUAGCCGUGGGCAAAGGGCCCACAGAACCCCCUCAGCCAAUCUCACCUGUCACAAAGUCCCUGCGCCCCAAUUUCAACAAGGUGCCUACCGCCGGUCCGACUUUUGGGAAUGUUAACUCGUCUGUCAGGGAGACCGGAGCCAUGAUCAGUUGGGAAUACUGGGGCCCAGAUAAGAGCAUGUUUGUUGAAUAUGUCGUAGAAAACAGUAAAGAAGAGUGGACUAGAGAGCCGGUAAACGGCUCGCAGGCCUCUUAUCAGAUUAAAGACUUAAAGCCGGGAACCUCCUAUAAAGUGCGCCUCGUGACUAGAGAUCAGUCCAGUGCAAUCGUGCACAAGUCGGAGGAGUUAUCCAUCGCAGUGCCAGCCAUCGCGAGCCCGCAGGUGGACAUUGCCACACAGGGCUGGUUCAUCGGCCUGAUGUGCGCCAUCGCCCUGCUCAUCCUGGUGCUGCUCAUCGUCUGCUUCAUCAAGAGGAACAAGGGGGGCAAGUACCCGGUGAAGGAGAAAGAGGAUGCUCACGCAGACCCUGAAAUCCAGCCGAUGAAGGAGGACGACGGGACGUUUGGGGAGUACAGCGACACGGAGGACCACAAGCCGCUGAAGGGCAGCCGCACGCCGUCCAACGGCACGGUGAAGAAGGACGACAGCGACGACAGCCUGGUGGACUACGGCGAGGGCGGCGACGGGCAGUUCAACGAGGACGGCUCCUUCAUCGGCCAGUACAGCGGCAAGAAGGAGAAGGACACGGCCGAGGGGAACGAGAGCUCGGAGGCGCCCUCCCCCGUCAACGCCAUGAACUCCUUCGUCUAACCCGGGCGGAAAAAACCACACGCACACACGCAGACACACAGGGGAGUCGCCGUAGAAACUGUCCACCCCUCAUCUCACGGGUCGUCUCCAUGGCGCUAUGACCUACGACCUCCCAUCACAUGAUCAUUUUCCUGUUUAAAAGAACACAACUCAGAGACAUUAGCGGUAAGAACACCCAGAGACGCAGGUGUGCUGUCAGACCUGGGGAGGGAGUGGGAGUCUGGAGGAACAGGGGGCGGGGGGGGGGGGCAGGACGCAUUCAGUAACAGCACUUUUAUUGUUUGCAAACAUAUCUUUUCUCGACGUGGCCAAGUGGGGGAUCGGACUGCGUUAAAACCGGGCAUCUUUUUCAUCUGCUUCUAAUAUAGUGCAUGGAAACAGUACUCUUCUAUCCACACAUGAUAACACGCAGAGAAUAUAAAAAAAUAUAGUGUAUAACGUGGAAACAGUGAUUCAUUUUGACUAUACAGUGCACAUCUGAAUUACUGGGUAUGCCUUUUGUUAUAUUGUAAAAGUGUUUUAUUGGUAUUAUAUAAAAAAGGCAUCAAUGUCUUGGUGGACAUUGUUGUGAAAUGCGUGAUACUUGUAUAGCUAUUAUUAUUAUAUGUCUUUUUUGCAAGACAGGAGCUGUUUGUAUAUAAUUGCAGAAAAAAAUAUAUAGAUUGGAAAUUGGUUGUGUUUAUGUAUUGGGCUUUGAUCUCAGUAUAUGAAAAUACAGUACUCUGUGUCGCACACCUGCAUACUCAAACGCCA
Conger conger (European conger) is the source of this 5143-nucleotide messenger RNA. RefSeq names its product neuronal cell adhesion molecule-like. Bases 443 to 4390 code for a protein of 1315 amino acids. The record is from RefSeq and is a predicted model, not a curated record. The transcript is spliced from 33 exons. Gene Ontology annotation, molecular function: protein binding. Gene Ontology annotation, biological process: axon guidance; cell-cell adhesion. Gene Ontology annotation, cellular component: axon; plasma membrane. Lineage: Eukaryota; Metazoa; Chordata; Actinopteri; Anguilliformes; Congridae.